AUGCAGAAGUAUGCAAAAAGUAAUGGCCACUUGAGCGCACAGACUGCUGUACUAGCUAUGCAGAAGCCGGUGCGUGAGAUUGUGAUUGCCCAGAGCUUCAACAAAGGAAAAAAAAACGAGGAAGAAAAGGAACGGAGAGAGGUAGUAGUGAAUAUGACAACAGCCUACUUCAUUGCGAAGGAGAAAAUUCCUUUUAGUAAGUUUCCAGGUCUAAUCAACCUUCAAAAGAAGAAUGGUCUGCAGAUAUCGUCCACGUAUGCCAACGAUAAAUCUUGCGCUGAGAUGGUGUCUGUUCUCGGAAAGGUGUUUAAAGAACGAACAGUUAGUGGGAUAAACCAAAGUAACUACAUCAGCGUGAUGGCAGAUGGAGCCACGGAUGCAGGUGGUCUUGAAAACGAAACUGUUUUCUGUCGGUACCUAACAGAUGGUCAGCCAGUUAAUCGCUUGCUUGGACACAAGGCAGUCGAGCAUACACAUGCCCAAGGUAAGUGAAAUAAAUCGAACUCAAAGAGGCGUGGUUGUGAAUUCAGGUAGUCUGCUAUACCAAGUUUAACGUUUAAGACUUUAGACUGAGAACAUUCAGUUAAACAUUACACUACAGUUUCUCUUAUGUUGUAAAGGCAAUACAUUGACUUGAAAAAAAAAGUAAAAAAAUAUAUAGGUUUUAAAAUUACCGAAAUUUUCUGGUUUCUUCAAAAAGCCAGAAGGAUGAUAUCGUUAUAAAAAUUAACUUUUAUUAAAAGGAGCAAAGAAACGUCAAGACGAAUGGUAUAGCCCAUGCCAGUAGAUUGUCGAAUUCCACGAAAAGCUAGUUUUUAUUCUGUGGUGGUAAUAGAUGAUUCUGAGAUUUGAUCCCACAGGAUUAUGUUGUCACUGCAAUAUUUUUUUCGGUAAGAGUACAAUAAAGUUUUCAACUUUUCUCCUCGCACCUUCUGUGUGUUAUCUAAAUAGUUAUAUAGGAAGUUCGCAAGAGGCUUUAUAUCGUUUUCAAUUAUUAUUAUUUUAGGACUAAAGGAUGCUAUUUGCACUACGUUCCAAGAAGCUAGUGUAAACUGGGAACAAAAGCUCGUUGCCUUUGGCGCCGACGGUGCAUCUGUAAACCUCGGCAAGAAAGCUGGGCUUGCUGCUCUUCUGCGAAAAGAGUUUCCGUUUCUUGUGGAUUUUCACUGUUUGCCUCAUCGGCUCGAACUGGCUCUUUUGGAACUCCAGAAGAGCUGUAAAUCGGUGGAUGAUGUUUACAGUGUGCUCCAUCUCAUCUGGAAAACAUACCCGUACAGUCCCAAGAGUGUACGUGCAUUAAAAUCCAUUGCCGAUGAACUGCAAGUUGACAUACUAAAGCCAACACAAGUCAGAGGCACUCGCUGGCUACUACACGUUAGCCUAGCCCUUAACGUGUUUGUGGGAACUGCCAAGUCUGUUUCUGUGUCUGAACCUGCUCAGUACUCCGCCGUGCUUAUGCACAUGGAAGAUCUAAGCGUAAAUUCAAAGGUUGCUGACAUUCAAGGCCGAGCACGAUAUAUCUCUUCGAAAAUGAAUGAUAUUCAUUUCGCUGCAUUUUGCCACUUCUUAGCCGAUUUAUUUUCUAUUUUAAGUCGACUAAGUUUACAGAUGCAGCGGAACGAUAUAAUUCUUCCGACUAUCGUAUCUCAUCUGAAGGAAUCCAAACUGCGCGUUGAAUGCCUCACAAGCCGUCCUGCUCCAGAUGGUCAUUUAGAAAACUGUCUACCGACAAUGAAAAAGGGCCAGUCAUUUCCUGGUGUGGUUCUCAGUGGCACGCUUGAGGGAAAAGCAACACGUGGAGGAAUUACUACAAGCAGCCUUCAGUCUGAGAUUGAGACGGCUGUUAAUCUCUGUAUUAGAGCCCUAAACGAGAGGUUUGACGUUUUGCUGGAAGCAACGGGGUGUCGACCGUCCAUUGAAACAUCAACAACUGUUUAUGGCCCCAAAGAGGUUGUCAAAGAUAUGUUGAUCUUCAUUGUGGAUGUCUGGCCUACACGCAGUAGUGACCUCAUGGACUAUGGCAGGCAGGAGAUCCAACGCCUUACCGACUAG
This is a messenger RNA of Porites lobata, 2052 nucleotides long. NCBI's taxonomy places the organism in Eukaryota, Metazoa, Cnidaria, Anthozoa, Scleractinia, Poritidae. The record is from the annotation of a GenBank genome assembly.